AUGGCAAUCUUACGAUGGCAAUACCUUUUGAUCUUUCUGGCCUACUUCUCCAUUACCCAUGCGGCCACCCCCACAUCCUUCUGCAAGUGUACCUGUUACAGCAAUAGCACCAUCAUCCCGCUGGACGAUACCAAGCCGGGCGCAGACGGUACCGCGGCAAUUGGUCGGACCUGCAAUGACUGCAACAAGCAGUUCUGCCUGGAUUACCACCUUCCUAUCUGCCAAGGAGCUACCGAGGACGACGUCUUCACUACAUGCUUUCAGCGCGACAGCAGGAAGGACGAAGCUGUCGUCUUCAUCUUCAUCUUCGCCACGGGCGGACUGCUCAUCUGGGCCGCAAUCAAGCCUUGGGUAGAGAAGUGGAGAGAGAACGCCGGAGCGGGCGGAAGCACAAGAUACGCUCCCGUUGGAAGCGACGAGAGAGGUACUGGACGGUAA
Baudoinia panamericana UAMH 10762 is the source of this 438-nucleotide messenger RNA. RefSeq lists its product as uncharacterized. The record is from RefSeq and is a predicted model, not a curated record. NCBI's taxonomy places the organism in Eukaryota, Fungi, Ascomycota, Dothideomycetes, Mycosphaerellales, Teratosphaeriaceae. The coding region runs from base 1 to 438 and encodes 145 amino acids. The transcript has 2 exons.